AUGCUUUUCCGAUCCGUCCUUGACAGAGAGGUUGGGAGACGGCGGCGUAACGCAGAUCCCAACCAAAGAUACCCUCUGACCUCUCUGCUGGACUGUUACCAGUGUGUCCGACACGAUGAGCACGUCUCCUAUGGAAACCUGGGUGUGCCUGUGCCGCCCUUUGGAGUAGCUUUUUCCACAGCAAGAGGCCUGCAGAGUGUCCUUGCAGUAGCCAACGAAGAAGGCGUUGUCAGGCUCUACAACACAGAGAGCCGUGAAAAUCCAGUUCUAAAAGAAUGGAUGGCUCAUGAGAAUGCUGUCUUUGACAUAGCCUGGGUUCCAGGAGAGGCUAGCUUGGUCACUGCGUCAGGUGACCAGAUGGCCAAACUGUGGGAUGUGAAGUCCGGGGAGCUUUUGGGCUGCUUCAAAGGGCAUCAGUGUAGCCUCAAGUCCGUUGCAUUCACCAAGCAGGAGAAAGCUGUAUUUUGUAGCGGUGGCAGAGAUGGGAAUAUUAUGGUCUGGGACACUAGGUGCAGCAAAAAAGAUGGUUUCUACAGACAGGUGAAACAAAUCAGCGGGGCUCACAAUAAAGCAGACAAGAUCACACCUUCCAAGGUGAAGAAGAGACGGCCUGGCACACGUGGCAUGGCCCCCUCAGUGGACUCCCAGCAAAGUGUCACAGUGGUUUUGUUUCGGGAUGAGCACACCCUUGUCUCUUCUGGAGCUGUUGAUGGAAUAAUCAAGGUGUGGGAUCUUAGGAAAAACUACACCGCACACCAUCACAAUCCUGAACCCCUCCAGAAAUAUCUCUACCCUGGCUCCAGCACACGAAAAAUUGGUUAUUCUGGACUUGUUUUGGACUCAACAGGAUCUAACCUGUUUUCCAGCUGUAUUGAUAACAACAUCUACAUGUUCAAUAUCAGUGGAUUAAAAACUACUCCAGUGGCUGUCUUUGCUGGCCACCUCAACUCCUCAUUUUACAUCAAGUCUACUGUUAGCCCGGAUGACCAGUUCCUGGCGAGUGGCUCAAGUGACCAUCAAGCAUACAUCUGGAACAUUUCUGAUCCUAGUCAUCCGCCGAUGACGCUUCAGGGCCAUAGCCAGGAAGUGACAACUGUUACAUGGUGCCCCAGCGAUUUUACUAAAAUUGCUUCCUGCUCAGACGACAACACGGUGCGGAUCUGGCGGCUUGACCGGGGAAUGGAUGGACAGAGAUCCUCAGUGGGAGAGGCCAAUCUUGUUGGUUGGGCUUGUGCGAAGUUAACCACUAAUGUGUUGAGUCCAACUGUAAGUACACCUACUCAAAGCCCAAGGACCAAGAGUCUUGGAGGACUGGCCUCACCACAGCUAGCCGCCUGUGCCCCAAAUGGGGCCGCCUUACCACUGCCCUCCAGCACCACUUCACCCAUCCAAGCUCGGGAUGUCAGGCCCCCUCAGCACAGAACCCCACCCACCAUCAAACAAUGGUUUUCCCCCAUCCCCGGGUCACCCUCCGAUCAGGUCAGCCCUCUGCCGCGUAGGGUACUAAAUCCCUUUCCCCAGAGCCCAGUGAGGACCGCCUCUCCCUCAGAGCGACGGGUCAAGCGGAGGCUGGAGACUGGUAAUGAUGCAUCAGGGAGCAGCGACGCUGCACAGCACUGUGAUUGUGUCACAGAACUUUUUCCCACAGCCAAGAGGAGCAGAACCCUGGUGGGUGUGUGCUGCUCUAACAAAGACCAGCCUCAGAGGGUGGAGAGCUGCAAGGAUGCUCCGAUAGAAACGGACUCUUAUGUAGAUAACAACAAGCAAACCACAUCAACACAGACUGAAAAGGAGAAUUGUUCUCCUGGAGCAGUGGACUGGUUGUCGGUGAUGGGCCAAAGGCAGAAGAAAACCCGUGGAGGUCCCAGCAGGCCCAGAAGCCCAAAUGCCUCAAAAAAACAAGAGGGCAAGACCCCAGCAUCACCGACAAUCUGCUCACCACAAACCAUGAAGAAAAUCUCUUCAUAUUUCCAGAGAAGGACUCUAGAGUGACCUGUUGGGAGUGACCUUUGUGUGUGUGUGUGUGUUUGUGCUUUUUGUCUUUUUAAUUAAUGGGCUUUUAAAAAAAAAAUAAGCAGGGCCUGUAGACAUAAAACACCUAUGGAUAGAGUGCAUGAUUAUUAAAAACUGAAGCUGGAUGGUGAAUUAGAAAACCAACAGCUAACAUU
This is a messenger RNA of Lampris incognitus (smalleye Pacific opah), 2168 nucleotides long. It is a transcript of the gene dtl, whose product is annotated as denticleless E3 ubiquitin protein ligase homolog (Drosophila). Gene Ontology annotation, molecular function: protein binding; protein-macromolecule adaptor activity. Bases 1 to 1992 code for a protein of 663 amino acids. Gene Ontology annotation, cellular component: nucleus. The transcript is spliced from 15 exons. The record is from RefSeq and is a predicted model, not a curated record. Gene Ontology annotation, biological process: mitotic G2 DNA damage checkpoint signaling; proteasome-mediated ubiquitin-dependent protein catabolic process. Lineage: Eukaryota; Metazoa; Chordata; Actinopteri; Lampriformes; Lampridae.